GGCAACAAGAUUUUAGGCUAGAUGAGCCGAACGACCUGCCUUCAAUCAAUGGAGAAGUGGGAGGAGGCCCCGCUGCUGGAGCACAGGCAGGCGGAGCAUAAUGCGAGCGGCGACGGAGAGGCCAGGCUGGGGCGCCGGCUGUUGGAGGAGAACCGGAUGCUGUGGGCGGUGGCAGGGCCGGCCAUCUGCACGCGCUUCUCCACCUUCGGGGUCACCGUCAUCAGCCAGGCCUUCAUGGGCCACAUCGGCCCCACCCAGCUUGCCGCCUACGCCCUCGUAUCCACCGUCCUCAUGCGCUUCAGCAACGGCAUACUGCUGGGCAUGGCGAGCGCGCUGGAGACGUUGUGCGGGCAGUCGUACGGGGCGAAGCAGUACCACAUGAUGGGCAUCUCCCUGCAGCGCUCCUGGAUCAUCCUGACCGGCUGCGCCGUGCUCAUGCUCCCCAUCCUCAUCUUCACUGAGCCUCUCCUCGUCUCCAUUGGCCAGGACCCCGUGAUCAGCGCUGUCGCGGGGACCAUAUCGCUCUGGUACAUCCCUGUCAUGUUUGCCAACGUCUUCAGCUUCACGCUCCAGAUGUACCUGCAGGCGCAGAGCAAGAACAUGGUCAUCACCUACCUUGCAUUUGUGACCCUCGGCCUCCAUGUGUUCCUGUCGUGGCUCUUCACCGUCAGGCUGCACCUUGGGCUCUCUGGGGUCAUGACCUCCAUGGUCAUCGCCAUGUGGAUUCCUGUAUUUGGGCAGCUCAUCUUCGUCUUCUUUGGUGGCUGCCCUCUCACAUGGACCGGCUUCUCCUUCACAGCAUUCACCGACCUCGUCCCUAUCCUCAAGUUAUCUCUAUCCUCUGGUGUCAUGCUCUGUUUGGAAUUGUGGUACAGCACCAUAUUGGUGCUCCUUACCGGGUACAUGAAGAAUGCAGAGAUUGCACUUGAUGCUCUUUCAAUAUGCCUUAACAUCAACGGUUGGGAGAUGAUGAUUUCUAUUGGCUUUUUGUCUGCAGCAGGAGUGCGUGUGGCGAAUGAGCUUGGAGCUGGAAGUGCAAGAAGGGCCAAGUUUGCCAUCAUAAAUGUCGUCACCACUUCCUUGUCGAUGGGCCUUGUGUUGUUCGUGUUUUUCCUUUUCUUCCGCGGAAAGCUUUCCUACAUAUUUACUACGAGUGAAGAGGUAGCUGCCACAGUUGCUGACCUGUCGCCUCUUCUAGCCUUCUCCAUCUUGUUGAACAGUGUUCAACCAGUGCUAUCAGGUGUUGCUGUUGGUGCGGGUUGGCAAAGUGUAGUUGCCUAUGUCAACAUCACAGCAUAUUACUUUAUUGGUAUCCCUCUUGGAGCAAUCCUAGGUUAUGUUCUUGGAUAUCAUGUGAUGGGCAUUUGGGUUGGCAUGCUGCUCGGAACACUGGUCCAAACAAUUGUACUUCUGUUCAUAACAAUUAGGACUGACUGGGAUAAACAGGUAGAGGUUACCGAGGAGAGAUUGAAGAGGUGGUACAUGGAUUGGAACAAAGGGAAGCCAGAUUCAAGGGGAAGUCCAUGAGAUUAAAAAUCUGGCACAAGUAAUGAAUCACCAUCAAGGUAGAACUUGUAUGCCCUGGUUGAUUGGAGUUUGUGGCGUUUUAGAGGAUAACUACUCUUCUUUCAAUAUGUCAAGAAUUAAAGGGAUGGAACAUUAGUUGGCAUCGUAGACGUGUCAGAGGUUGUUUCUCAAGAUCGAGCAAACGAUAGCAGUGAUGCGUGCUCCACUUGAGAAGAAAACAAAUAUGUUGCUCAAGGAAAACACUUGAUCUGCCACUGCCUCAGCAUGUAAAAUAUGCCUUGGGUCGCUGUGAGCUGGUGGCACAAGUGUUGUUCUGUAUUGAUGGAUUUUGGUUGUGAUUAGCAAACAUGUUAUUUGUA
This is a messenger RNA of Triticum urartu, 1886 nucleotides long. RefSeq names its product protein DETOXIFICATION 21-like. Gene Ontology annotation, cellular component: membrane. Gene Ontology annotation, molecular function: xenobiotic transmembrane transporter activity; antiporter activity. NCBI's taxonomy places the organism in Eukaryota, Viridiplantae, Streptophyta, Magnoliopsida, Poales, Poaceae. Gene Ontology annotation, biological process: xenobiotic detoxification by transmembrane export across the plasma membrane. The record is from RefSeq and is a predicted model, not a curated record.